AUGCCAUCUGCGAGCAAUACCACCCAUCUACCUCCGACACAUCCAGCGACACGACAACGACCGAAGAGCCCCAAUCGCGUGCUCGCAGAGGCAGAGGCGCAAUGGCUCUUCUCCGAGGCCGAGCUGGCCAACACGCCAUCCAUACAGGACGGCUUGACCCAGGCCCAGGAGAAGGAACUCCGUGCGAAAGGCGUCAAUUUCAUUGUGCAGGUCGGCGUGAUGCUGAAGUUACCACAGCUCACACUGAGCACGGCCUCGAUAUUGUUCCAACGAUUUCUGAUGCGCGCGAGCCUCAAGAAGGAGCGCGGUGGCAUUCCGAAAUUGCACCACUAUCAAGCAGCAGCUACGGCAUUGUUCCUGUCUACGAAGGUUGAGGAGAGCUGUCGCAAGAUGAAGGAGCUGAUACUGGCCUUCUGCCGGGUCGCGCAAAAGAAUCCGAACCUCAUUAUCGAUGAGCAGAGCAAAGACUGGUGGAAAUGGCGAGACUGCAUACUCCUGAACGAGGACAUCCUGCUGGAAACGCUGUGCUUCGACCUCACAGUGGAGUCGCCGCAUAGAACGCUGUUCGACAUGCUCAAGUUCUUUAACCUGGAGAAAGAAAAGCGACUGCGCAAUGCGGCGUGGGCUUUUGUUACGGACAGCAACAACACGCAGCUAUGCUUGCUCGCAAAUAGUCGGACCAUCGCUGCGGCCAGUCUGUACGCAGCUUGCAAGUACUGCCAGGUGACGAUCAAGGACAAUGACAAGGGUCAGCCGUGGUGGGAGAGCUUCCACGUGCGGCUUAGGGACAUCAGACAAGCUGUCGAGCAUAUGGCUACCAACUACGAUCCUGCUUCAAACAAGAUCAAUGGUAUAUCGUCUGCGAGUGGUGCUUCUGAUGGUAAUGGCUCGAUCUACCCUGGCUUGACUCCAGGAAUGGAUGGUGCGGUUGAUGGGUGGGAUUCUACUAGGCAGAAGUCCGUGUCGCCAUACCCGAGACUGGGCAGCGAAAGGCGGCACAGUAACGCCAGCAGCAUCGGAGUGAAGCGAGAGCGGGAGGAGCAGCCAUCUCAAGGCGAUCAGCCGUCGAAUGGUGUGGUGAAAGAUGAGGCAGAUGCAAAGCGACCGCGUCUUGAGGACAAGACAGAGUCCAAUGGCACAUCAGCCGUCGCAGCACCACAACAGCAAGCCGCCGCAGAGAGCGGUGGUCCUGGCAUGCAACAGCGCGAGGAAGCAGCCCGUGUCGAAGACGGCAACAAGCAGGCCACACUUGAUGUCAAAGCAUCAGAAGCCCUGAACGAGACCGCAAAGCCAGUGAAAUCGCACAAGAUUGAACGCGCUCCAUCUGAUGAUGAACUUAGCGAGGAGGGUCAGGUGGAUGAGUAG
Messenger RNA from Fulvia fulva, 1365 nucleotides. Its product is annotated as Cyclin pch1. The record is from RefSeq and is a predicted model, not a curated record. The transcript has a single exon. Gene Ontology annotation, biological process: positive regulation of DNA-templated transcription, elongation; regulation of transcription by RNA polymerase II. NCBI's taxonomy places the organism in Eukaryota, Fungi, Ascomycota, Dothideomycetes, Mycosphaerellales, Mycosphaerellaceae. Gene Ontology annotation, cellular component: cyclin/CDK positive transcription elongation factor complex; nucleus. Gene Ontology annotation, molecular function: cyclin-dependent protein serine/threonine kinase activator activity. Bases 1 to 1365 code for a protein of 454 amino acids.